UCGGAUGUACAAGUGCCAUAUGAAGAACCUGAUUUCUGAACCUGAACUGAUUGAUCCAGGUCAAUCGAGAAGACUCGAUGCUCGAGUCUCUCUGCUUAACAAGCAAAUGGAUAGUGAUGAAGACAGAAAGCAUACAUCUGGGCAAGGAAAGCGCCCGAUAAAAGGACCUGAAGCCUCUGAUAGCUACUUGGCAGCUAAGCGUAUUCGAGUUGAUACUGACCCUGGGACUGCAGAUGAGACGAAAAUGGCAAGUGAUUCACAUCCACCUGAGACCGCUGAAUAUGCUGAACCUGACCUUAUGUAUAUGAAGCGAGAUGAAAGUCCACACAAAGGAGUGGAUGCUCCUAUCAAAGAGGGAACCAUGGAAGAUGAGCUGAACGAAACUCCUAGCUGUGGAGUACCUGAAAAAGACGAAGUCGAGAGAAGCAGUGCCAUUGAAAGUGUUCCGGAUGCGACAGCCCACUCUUCUGUUGAGGUGCUGCUUGAUAAAGCUAUUAGUCCUGCUCUGGCACAGAAAAUUAACGAUGAUAUAAAAUUCCAGUUGAUGAAGGAAGUUCGGAAGUUGGGACGAAGGUAUGAUGCAAUUUUCACUUUGCUCGAGGAUGUGCGUGGACCUCUUUCGGUCAAGAAGCAGUUUGUUGAGUUAACCAUCAAGGAAGCUGCCAGGUUUAAAAGACAAUUUUUGAUUAAGCAACUCGAGGCAUUCCUUCACAAAAUGGUCAGCUACCAUGGAAAGAGGCGAAAUACUAAGAAAAACAAAUAA
This is a messenger RNA of Sorex araneus (European shrew), 763 nucleotides long. RefSeq names its product integrator complex subunit 6-like. The record is from RefSeq and is a predicted model, not a curated record. The transcript has 6 exons. Bases 5 to 763 code for a protein of 252 amino acids. Gene Ontology annotation, biological process: snRNA 3'-end processing. Lineage: Eukaryota; Metazoa; Chordata; Mammalia; Eulipotyphla; Soricidae. Gene Ontology annotation, cellular component: integrator complex.